Messenger RNA from Metopolophium dirhodum (rose-grain aphid), 1164 nucleotides. RefSeq lists its product as uncharacterized. Gene Ontology annotation, molecular function: RNA binding. The transcript has a single exon. Lineage: Eukaryota; Metazoa; Arthropoda; Insecta; Hemiptera; Aphididae. Bases 108 to 1091 code for a protein of 327 amino acids. The record is from RefSeq and is a predicted model, not a curated record.
AUUUUUGAAGUUGUAUUUUAACUUUCCUUGUUUUUAUAUUGAACAACUUUUCGCCAAGUAUUCUUAUUCUAAUAUAAUUUAUACUUCCGUCGUCCGUUAAGAGAAACAUGGCCGAAAAAGAAGUACCGGAGACUAUACCCAAAUUAUCGGAGACCACAUCGGACAAAUCCAAGAUUACUAUGAAACAACUUACUGAUGAGAUAAACUUAUUAACUAAGGAUGAAAUAAAUGAAAGAGUAAAAGAAAUCCACAAGUUUAUGGCUGCUGAAAAGGACCAUUUUUCAUUUAUGACCAAGGAUUUCCAUGAAUUCAUUAAAUACAUACCAUCGUGGUUACUGAAAGAAAAUUAUGAACAGGAAUUUGACCCUAAAUUUAUUCUAUCUCAUAUUGCUGCACAAAAUAGUGAUAAAAAAGUUAUGUUUAGAGAUAUACAUAUGAUGAUUAAGUUGGGUAUUGAGAGAGGAAACAAUUUGGAAAAAAUCGCUAUUAAAUCAUCACCAGAAUUAAAAAUCGAACUUAUAAAACUUAGAAUGAAAUAUAAAUUGGUCUCAAAAGCUAUAAAUUCAAAGUCUGGAGUGACUUUAUCCAGAGUUUGUGAGAGCUUCCCAAGAUUAACAUGUGUUUACCUUAAAGAUGAAGCUAAAAAUCCUAUUGUACCGUUUGAACUAAUGGAGACGAUUUGUAAGAACUAUCCUAGAGUGAUGAUGACGUCUGCUUUUGCGUAUCUUAUACCAAAUAAAGAGAGCAAAUAUUGUCUAUUUUUAAAAAAAGCCCAUUUACUUCAUCAAUACCAGUUGUUUGCUACAAUUUCGCAAAAGAGUUAUCCGAGUUCUUCAGUUGAUGUUGAAAAUGAAUUCAUUUCUAAGGUUUAUGUGAGUACUCAAGCAGCUAUUAAUGGAUCACAUGUGGAGUACGAUGAUCAAAUAAAGUUUUUAAAAGAAAAUGAUCUAAUUGAGGAAGUUGAAAAUGAAAUGACUGUCACAGAAGGAGUUCUAGAAGCAGUCAAGUUGUGGGACGAAAAAGAAAGCCAACUCGAAUUAGAUCACAAAUUGUCUGGUAUCGACCCUGAUGAUUACACGUCAUGGUGUUAAACUGGUAAAUUUUAUUAAACUGUAUUUAAACAUUAACACUUAAAAAAAAAAAAACAAUUUCCGAUGAGUCUAU